This is a messenger RNA of Strongyloides ratti, 1623 nucleotides long. Its product is annotated as Glutamate dehydrogenase, mitochondrial. Lineage: Eukaryota; Metazoa; Nematoda; Chromadorea; Rhabditida; Strongyloididae. Gene Ontology annotation, cellular component: mitochondrion. Gene Ontology annotation, biological process: L-glutamate catabolic process. The record is from RefSeq and is a predicted model, not a curated record. The transcript has 2 exons. The coding region runs from base 1 to 1623 and encodes 540 amino acids. Gene Ontology annotation, molecular function: L-glutamate dehydrogenase (NAD+) activity.
AUGCUCUCCCGUUUUGCAAUUACUUCUCCACGUGCAGUUAUCAAUUCAUCAAAGAGAGCUUUUUGUUCAUCUAAUCUUGAUGCACAUGAACAAAUCAAAGAUGAAUUAAAACCAAUGGAUGAACAGGUUAAUCCAUCUUUCUUUAAGAUGACUGAAUAUUAUUUUGAUAAAGGUGCUUCCGUUCUUGAACCAGCUCUUAUCAAAGAAUAUCAACAUGCUUCCAUUAGUAAUGAACAAAAAACUAAUUAUGUUAGAGGUAUAUUGGGAGCUAUCAAACCAGUAAAUAAAGUUCUUUAUGUUUCAUUUCCAAUAAGACGUGAAAAUGGAGAAUAUGAAAUGAUUGAAGCUUGGAGAGCACAACACUCAGAACAUAGAACACCAACAAAAGGUGGUAUUCGUUAUUCAAUGGAUGUUUGUGAAGAUGAAGUUAAAGCAUUAUCUGCUUUAAUGACAUACAAAUGUGCUGUUGUUGAUGUACCAUUUGGAGGAGCUAAAGGAGGUGUUAAAAUUGAUCCAAAAAAAUACACAGAUUAUGAAAUUGAAAAAAUAACUCGUCGUCUUGCUAUUGAAUUUUCAAAAAAAGGUUUCUUAGGACCUGGAGUUGAUGUACCAGCACCAGAUAUGGGAACUGGAGAACGUGAAAUGGCUUGGAUUGCUGAUACUUAUGCACAAACAACUGGACAUUUAGAUAAAGAUGCUUCAGCUUGUAUCACUGGUAAACCUAUUGUUUCAGGAGGUAUUCAUGGACGUGUAUCUGCAACAGGGCGUGGUGUAUGGAAAGGGAUGGAAGUUUUUAUUAAUGAUGAAGAUUAUAUGAAAGCUGUAGGUCUUACAACUGGAUAUAAAGGAAAAACAGCUAUUAUUCAAGGAUUUGGUAAUGUUGGUCUUCAUACAAUGAGAUAUCUUCAUAGAGAUGGAGUUAAAGUUAUUGGAAUUCAAGAAUACAAUUGUGCUAUAUACAAUGAAAAUGGAAUUGAUCCAAAAGCUCUUGAAGAUUACAAUAUUGCUAAUAAAACUAUUAAAGGUUUUCCAGGAGCUAAAUCAUUUGAACCAUUUGGUGAACUUAUGUUUGAACAAUGUGAUAUUCUUGUUCCAGCUGCUUGUGAAAAAUCAAUUCAUAAAGGAAAUGCUAAUCGUAUAAAAGCUAAAGUUAUUGCUGAAGCAGCUAAUGGACCAAUAACACCAGCAGCUGAUAAAAUUCUUCUUCAACGAGGUAAUUGUCUUAUCAUACCUGAUAUGUUUGUAAACAGUGGUGGUGUAACAGUAUCUUACUUUGAAUGGCUUAAAAAUUUAAAUCACGUAUCAUAUGGUCGUCUUACUUUCAAGUAUGAACGUGAUUCUAAUAAUCUUCUUCUUAACUCUGUUCAAGAAUCUAUUUCUAAAGCACUUGGACAAAAUGUUCCAAUUUAUCCAAAUGAAGCAUUUGCUAAUAAAAUAUCUGGUGCUUCAGAAAAAGAUAUUGUACAUUCUGGUCUUGAAUAUUCAAUGAAUAGAUCAGCAAAAGCAAUUAUACAAACAGCUAGAAAAUAUAAUCUUGGCUUGGAUCUUCGUACUGCUGCUUAUGUAAAUUCAAUUGAAAAAGUAUAUCAUACAUAUAAAACUUCUGGAUUUACAUUUUCUUAA